UCCCUCACCGGUGUCGGGUGGUGGCGGCGGCGAGGGAGGGAAACCCAUACGAGCAGUCCCGGCGCACUUCCGCCUCUGCGCUCCGGAAGGUAGGGCGCACGCGCUCCCUGCGACUCCGGCGCGACUCACUUCCGUUCCCACUGUGCCCUGCGAGCCGAAUCAUGGAUCACACUGACAAUGAGUUACAAGGCACUAACAGUUCUGGAUCCUUGGGUGGUCUUGAUGUUCGCAGAAGAAUUCCUAUAAAACUGAUCUCCAAACAAGCCAACAAAGUUAAACCUGCACCUCGAAUUCAAAGGACUAUUAGCAGGAUGCCUGCAAAGGCCCCACCAGGUGAUGAAGAAGGAUUUGAUUAUAAUGAAGAACAGCGGUAUGACUGUAAAGGGGGCGAGCUCUUUGGGAAUCAGCGAAGGUUUCCUGGACACCUUUUUUGGGAUUUUAAGAUAAACAUCUUGGGCGAAAAGGAUGACACACCAGUUCAUUUCUGUGACAAAUGUGGGUUGCCUAUUAAAGUUUAUGGGAGAAUGAUUCCGUGCAAGCAUGUUUUUUGCUAUGACUGUGCUAUUUUACACGAAAAAAAAGGAGAUAAGAUGUGCCCAGGCUGUAGUGAUCCUGUGCAGAGGAUUGAGCAGUGCACACGAGGUUCUCUCUUCAUGUGUAGCAUUGUUCAAGGUUGCAAGAGAACAUACCUGUCUCAGAGAGACUUACAAGCGCAUAUCAACCAUCGCCAUAUGAGAGCCGGAAAGCCCGUUACCCGCGCUUCUCUUGAGAAUGUCCAUCCUCCCAUUGCCCCACCACCCGCUGAGAUCCCCGAUCGUUUCAUAAUGCCACCAGACAAGCAUCAUAUGAGCCAUAUUCCUCCAAAGCAGCACAUCAUGAUGCCGCCACCUCCUUUGCAGCACGUGCCACAUGAGCACUACACUCAGCCGCAUGAGGAUAUUCGUGCUCCUCCCGCAGAGUUGUCCAUGGCUCCACCUCCACCUCGUUCGGUCAGUCAGGAAACCUUUCGUAUUUCAACAAGGAAACACAGCAACUUAAUAACUGUCCCCAUUCAGGAUGACUCAAGUUCAGGUGCUAGAGAACCACCACCUCCUGCCCCGGCACCUGCUCACCAUCACCCUGAGUAUCAGGGCCAAGCAGUGGUGUCGCACCCUCAUCAUAUCAUGCCUCCACAGCAACAUUACGCGCCGCCCCCGCCGCCUCCACCACCCAUAAGCCAUGCAAUGCCACACCCUCCCCAGGCUGCAGGCACUCCUCACUUGGUAUACAGCCAAGCUCCACCCCCACCAAUGACCUCUGCCCCACCACCCAUCACCCCUCCCCCCGGACACAUCAUAGCCCAGAUGCCACCAUAUCUAAAUCAUCCUCCUCCAGGACCCCCCCCACCUCAGCAUGGUGGUCCUCCUGUUACUGCACCCCCUCCUCACCAUUACAAUCCUAACUCUCUACCCCAGUUUACGGAAGAUCAAGGAACUCUGAGCCCUCCAUUUACACAGCCAGGAGGAAUGAGCCCUGGUAUAUGGCCUGCACCAAGAGGGCCGCCACCUCCUCCACGAAUGCAGGGUCCGCCUUCUCAGACCCCACUACCUGGACCACAUCAUCCAGAUCAAACAAGAUACAGACCGUAUUACCAGUGAUGUUAGUGUUUGAACUGAAGAUGUGACAAGGAAAAAAGAUGAAAUUAUUACUCUUUUAGUUAAGCUUUGACUGGGGAAGGAAGAAUACCUCUUUUGAGGUGGCUAUAAAACACAAAGUCUUGUCUCAAAAUGGUUUUAAAUCUUGACUUUAGGGGGUUGCUUUCACGUAUCAUACUGUAGUGCAGAUAAGUGGCUCGGUUGAACACAGCUAUAUCCUAACAGCUGUUGCUUUGGUGUGGUAAACCGACCCAGAAGUGACUAUUUGUAAAAAAUUGGAAAAAUUUUCACUGUUCCACUUUGAGAAAUACUGCUUUUAUUAAAUCCAAUGUUUAGUUUUUCUUGUGAUGCAUUUUGUUAACCUGUGUAAAAGGAUUAAAUUUCAAAAUGGUUGUAAAAAUGCUAUUUUUAUGUGAAUUUAAGUGCAGCCACAUUUUUUUUUUAAUCCACAUGUUUUACCACUAAUUUUCCAAAGUUAAAAUAAAAUCCUAAAAGUAAAAAGCUACUAAAAUUGUUACCAGGCAGACUGUUAUAUGAGAGAAUUGUCUCACAUUUUAGGCACUGAAAUUUCAAGGUGUAGUGGUUGUAUAGUGCACUCACUUGGAUGCCUUUUCAUGUUUGGAUAGCCUUGGAAGCACCAAGAUUCACCAGACUUCCUACAACUAGUUGUCUGACACAACCGAGCCAUUCUAAUAAUUGGAAAAUGACCGGCUUUGCAGGCUCUAAGCUGCGGAUGAGAUGCCAUUCUCAUCGUUGCUUUUACCUGGGUUAAAAUCACAUGAUUUGUCACACUUAAAAAUCUUAAGUUAUAAUAUUUUAUAGGAUUUUUUAAAUGGUGUUAUUUGGAUAAAAUGUGUUCUGUGUUCACUGUCUUGACCUGCGUGUUUAGGAGUGAUGGGGCUUUAUUUAAAUCCGAAUUUCUUCACAGUUAUUUGAUUCUGGGCUUUAGUCCGUUCUUGUUUAUGGGGUUAUAAGCUGCAACCUGAAUGCUGUGGAGGAAUUUGACUAAUGUUUUAGCAAAUGGUGUUUCUUGUAAUCACAAACUAGCAUUUACUCAGGUUUCAUUGCUGUGGUGAGUUUCUCGUCUAGGUUGAAAUCUUAAAACUGUUAUUUUUUUUUUUCUUGGUAAAACAGUCUAAAGUUGGAACAUUUUAACAUGGAAUCAGUAGUGAAGACAACCAGAUAAUUUUGAAUUGGACAGAAAAAAAAUUAAUCAGAUUGAAUUUCAGUGCCGUGUAAGGUGCCUUUAGAGUCAGUGUUUGCAUUAUAGGGGCUUAGUGAACUGAAGACAACCACUCACUUACACAGAUUUCCUGUGUAAGUCAGCGUUCUUAGGGUAUUGUUCAUAUCCUUUGAAUCGACUAAACUCGUGUGAAGUUUUCUUCCUUUAAAAUGGUGCAGAAUAUAAACAUGGCAAGUAGUAUGCAGAUGUCAUUUAUUAGGUAGCUUGUAGUAUAUAAAUUUAGAGCAUUGGCUUUUGACAAAGGGUAUACUGAUAGCUGAUUCACCAUUUUAUUCUGUCAGGUACAGAAAAACAUUCUCAUGUUGGAUGACCAGAUAUAAAAUCAUUUCUGAACUUAGCACAGAAGUAAGAACUAAUAUAAACGGCCGUUUUCAGCCUUGGCUGGCCAAAAAUAACUAAUGAAGUUUUUUUCCUUGAGCAAGUGAUUUUUUUUUUUUUUUCACAUGUAACAGUUUGAGUCUGGUUUGCUCAAGCACUAUUUCUAGUGAGAAGUUCUUGUUAUUAGAAGCAUGGAAGUGAAAUAGUGUGACAUGGUGGUGAGUGUUUCUGUCAUAUUACUGUAGGUACUUGGACUGGUGCAAACUUGAUUCUUUUCAUGCCCCGUUCAGGAGCUGUUAAAAUGUUAGUGUUGAAAUCUAAGUAACCCUUUGUUUCAUAUAACUAGAAAAUAGCCAGAGUCAGGUCAGAGCUUCUUAGCUGUUUGUGAGAAGCUCUGUAUUGAGAUUUACUGGGGUGUGUUGUGGUAAGGAACCACUUAACCUCUGUUCUGGACCAAAAAUCAGUAUCAUGAAAAAAAUCCCACAUUAUGAGAAUUCUUAUAGGCUUUAAAAAAAAUUUUCAGUUAGAUUAAUAAAUUAAGCUGGGAGGCAGGUCAGAUGAAUGUCUUGUAAUAGAAUUUUAAAUGUUAGACUUGAAUUCAUCAGUUUAUUGUUUGAAUGAGGGUGGGUGGGUAGACAGAUAACAAGAUUACUGUUUAGUUUUCUGUUCUUAAGGAAAAAGAUGUGAAUCCCAGCACAUUUCAGGGAAUCCUUUGAAGUUAUCUAUGACGGACGUAAGUCUAAAUGUAUGUAUGUUUCAUUAAUUGCUCUUAAGACUACUGAGGUGGCAGUUUAAUUCUUAAAAACAAUAAAAUGGAAGCAUAAAUACUAA
Psammomys obesus (fat sand rat) is the source of this 4026-nucleotide messenger RNA. RefSeq names its product Cbl proto-oncogene like 1 (gene Cbll1). Gene Ontology annotation, biological process: regulation of cell adhesion; protein ubiquitination. Gene Ontology annotation, molecular function: ubiquitin protein ligase activity. The transcript is spliced from 6 exons. Lineage: Eukaryota; Metazoa; Chordata; Mammalia; Rodentia; Muridae. The coding region runs from base 162 to 1637 and encodes 491 amino acids. The record is from RefSeq and is a predicted model, not a curated record.